GCCCAUUGUAAACAAACGUUGCCGUCUUUGGGUCGCGUAAUUUUGAACCAUGCCGUUGGCCUUAACUAAAAUGCUUGUUGAGUUCAAUAUGGAAGAUAUUGAAGUGAUAAAGGAAAUUGGGCGUGGAAGCUAUGGGUCUGUGUGGUUGGUCUCAAGAAUUACUGACCGUCGACUUCUAGUUCUCAAAUCUGUCAGACUUUCACACCUAAAUUCAGAAGAAGAAAAGACUGCCAGACAAGAAGUACAUAUUCUGGCAGGACUGAAGCACCCUAAUAUUGUUUCAUACAAGGGCUCCUUUGAAAUGAAUCAUCAUUUGCACCUGCUGAUGACAUACUGUGAAGGAGGAGAUCUCUUCACAAAAAUUCGUCAUCAGCACCGUACUCUCUUUCCGGAGCAGCAGAUAAUACGCUGGUUCAUUCAGAUCACAAUGGCACUGCAGUACCUCCAUUCUCACAACAUCCUUCAUCGAGACUUGAAGACUCAGAAUAUUUUCUUAACUCGGUCCGGUCUUAUUAAACUGGGAGAUUUUGGCAUUGCCCGUGUGUUGAACUCCUCAGUGGACCUGGCAACAACGAUGAUUGGACACCACCAUUACAUGUAA
This is a messenger RNA of Macrobrachium nipponense, 601 nucleotides long. Its product is annotated as serine/threonine-protein kinase Nek4-like. Gene Ontology annotation, molecular function: ATP binding; protein kinase activity. The coding region runs from base 50 to 601 and encodes 183 amino acids. The record is from RefSeq and is a predicted model, not a curated record. Gene Ontology annotation, biological process: protein phosphorylation. Lineage: Eukaryota; Metazoa; Arthropoda; Malacostraca; Decapoda; Palaemonidae. The transcript is spliced from 5 exons.